Magnolia sinica is the source of this 3684-nucleotide messenger RNA. Its product is annotated as calmodulin-binding transcription activator 1-like. Gene Ontology annotation, molecular function: double-stranded DNA binding; protein binding; transcription coregulator activity. The coding region runs from base 122 to 3421 and encodes 1099 amino acids. Gene Ontology annotation, biological process: regulation of transcription by RNA polymerase II. The record is from RefSeq and is a predicted model, not a curated record. Lineage: Eukaryota; Viridiplantae; Streptophyta; Magnoliopsida; Magnoliales; Magnoliaceae. The transcript is spliced from 12 exons. Gene Ontology annotation, cellular component: nucleus.
CGGUCUCGAUCCUCAUUUUCUUUUCAUUUCAUUUCCUCUGUCCCUCGCUCUCUCUCGCCUGUUUGGAUUUCACAUUUCUGCAUGAAUUUCAGCAGAUUAAAAGGGAUUUAUUCGAUUUUGGAUGGCUGAUAGCAGAAGAUACGGUUUGAAUCCUCAAUUAGACAUUUCACAGAUAUUGUCAGAAGCGCAAAACCGCUGGCUUCGUCCUAGUGAAGUUUGUGAAAUUCUUCGCAACUACCAAAAGUUUUCUGUGACACCUGAUCCACCUUAUAAGCCUCCUAGUGGUUCUUUGUUCUUGUUUGAUCGAAAAGCACUUCGAUAUUUCCGAAAAGACGGCCACCGUUGGAGGAAGAAGAGAGAUGGGAAAACUGUCCGGGAAGCUCAUGAGAAACUAAAGUCUGGCAGUGUGGAUGUUCUUCAUUGCUAUUAUGCCCAUGGCGAGGACAAUGAGAAUUUCCAGAGGCGAAGUUAUUGGAUGCUUGAUGGGCAGUUAGAGCACAUUGUUCUUGUUCAUUACAGAGAGGUUAAAGAGGGAAACAGAUCUGGCUUCUCCCGUUUGUUAAAUACAGAUCCAGGAACAUUGAAUUACGCUGGAGGUUCUCAAACUUGUUCAGUACCUUGUUCUGCACAGGCGCACUCUCCUGCUCUUGCAGCUCAGCCAUCAUAUGCAUCAAGCCCAAGUACAGCCAACUGGAAUGGACAGGCACGAUCUUCUGAACUCGAAGAUGUGGAUUCUGGCGAUGAUUAUGGAGUUUCUUCUCUCUCUGGGCCUGUCUCUUGUUCUGGAUUUCAGAUUGCUUCUUCACAUGUUAAUAAUUCAAUCAAUAAAAAUACAUUGGAAUCUAGAGGUACCGCAUCUCAUGCUUAUGCAAGGGGAUUGGCAGCUGCUGCUGGGAUGAAUAACAGAUUGCAUGAUCCUUUUAAUGUCAACCAAGUAGCCCCUCCAAGCCUUGUAGCAAAUGAAGGCUAUCAGACCAGUUACGGAGCCUCACAAGAAUCUGGUUUUUCCGAGUCAUCCCGGAAACAACUUGGUGCAGCAUUAUUUGGCGGAACUAGUUUCAAUCAUGAUGUUUUCUCAUCUACAUGGUCUGAGAGUCUCAAAUCUAACAGAAACAUAGCUAGCAUGCACGAGGAGAAGAUUUCGUUUGACCAACCUUAUGGUGCUGAUUUUAUAGCUAGAAAACUGACAGACUCUUCACUGGAUCCUUAUUCGCGAACAUUAAUUGGGGAUGCUGUUCAGGUGCAUGCGAAAGAGGAGAAUGCUGAGCAUGUAGAUUUUGCCAGUGACAAUCACACAGAGAAUGAUAUGAAUUAUAUUAAUACGGUGCGGCAUAAGCCUGAUUUCCACUCAAAUCCUCAAUGUGAAAAUAAGGUUGGAUCUAGUGCAAAUAUCACUGCUAGUGACAGAUCCCUUGGAUUUGAAGCUGAGGGUCACCAGAGUUUAAAGAAUGCUCCAGAAAGCGGUUUAUGCAAUGAUGGAGUGGCCCUGAAAAAACUUGACAGCUUUGGGAGAUGGAUGAGUAAGGAAAUUGGGAAGGACUGUGAUGAUUCACUGAUGGCUUCAGACUCUUGCAACUACUGGAAUUCAAUCGAUACUCAGAAUGAUGAAAAGGAAGUUUCCAGCUUGUCACGUCAUAUGCAGUUGGAUGUUGAUUCACUCGGUCCUUUCCUUUCUCAAGAACAACUGUUUAGCAUUGUCGAUUUCUCUCCUGAUUGGUCUUUUAGAGGGGUUGAAACAAAGGUUUUGAUCUCAGGUACCUUUUUGGGAGGUAGGGGGCAUCCUAGUAGCACUAAGUGGUGCUGUAUGUUUGGGGAAAUUGAGGUUUCUGUGGAAGUUUUGACUAAUAAUGCCCUUCGAUGUCAAGCUCCUGCACACGCUCCUGGACGGGUUCCAUUUUAUAUCACCUGCAGUAAUAGGUUGGCCUGCAGUGAGGUUCGGGAGUUUGAAUAUCGUGAAAAUCCAUCAGGGACUACAUCCUCUGUAGCUGUUAAAAAUGAACUUCAAGAUGAAAUAUGUCUUCAAAUACGCCUUGCAAAGAUGUUAUCCCUUGGAGUAGACAAGAAAUGGCUGGAUUGCUCCAUGGAGAAAUGUGAGAAAUGCAUCCUAAACAGGGAUAUAUUGUCAAUGAGAGGUGAUGAUGUCACUGAGUGGGGCAUGGUUGAAAAGGCUUCCAAGGCCUUGGGAGGCAAUGUUGAAAAUCCUAGAGAGGCAUUGAUCCAGAAAUUGCUGAAGAACAGAUUGUAUGAAUGGCUAGUUUGCAAAGUUCAUGAAGGGGGCAAAGGACCAAACAUUUUGGAUGAUGAUGGUCAAGGAGUUAUACACUUGGCAGCUGCUCUUGGGUAUGAUUGGGCAAUGGGUCCCGUAGUUGCUGCUGGUGUCAGCCCCAGUUUCAGAGAUGCACGUGGCAGGACAGGGCUUCAUUGGGCCGCAUAUUUUGGCAGAGAGGAAACGGUUAUUUCACUUGUUAGAUUGGGUGCAGCCCCGGGUGCAGUGGAGGAUCCGACAUCAUCAUUCCCAGAAGCACGGACAGCUGCUGAUUUGGCAUCAAGCAGAGGCCAUAAAGGGAUUGCUGGAUAUUUGGCUGAAGCAGAUUUGACAAGUCACAAUUCUUCUUUAAGGCUUAAUGAGAGUAUUGCAGAUGGUGUUUCUGCAACUCUUGCUGCAGAGAAGGCCAUUGAGAUUGUCCAGGAGCAAAGCAUUGUUCCUCUAGAUGGAGACAAGGAUAGUCUCUCUCUGAAAGGGCCCCUUGCUGCUGUAAGGAAUUCUGCUCUAGCAGCUGCUCGAAUUCAAUCUGCCUUCCGUGUUCAUUCAUUCCGCCAGAGACAGCUAGCCAAGUGUAGUGAUGAAAAUUCCGAGAUUUCAAGUGAGCUAGUUGUACUUGCCUCUAUGAACAACAGGGCCAAAAAGGUGGGUCACUUCAGUGAUUCUUUAAAUGCUGCAGCCGUCAGAAUCCAACAAAAAUAUCGUGGUUGGAAGGGACGAAAGGAAUUUCUAAAGAUACGCAGCCGAAUUGUGAAAAUUCAGGCACAUGUAAGGGGGCAUCAAGUUCGUAAGCAGUACAAAAAGGUUGUCUGGUCUGUUGGCAUUGUUGAAAAAGCUAUAUUGCGUUGGAGGCGGAAAGGAACUGGACUUCGGGGCUUUCGGGCUGACAAGGCAAUUGGAGAUGCAGAUCCAAAUAGUGGGAAAAUCGAUGAAUACGAGUUCCUGCGUAUUGGACGGAAACAGAAAGAGGCUGGUGUAGAAAAAGCCUUAUCAAGAGUUAGGUCGAUGGUCCGUUCCCAAGAAGCGCGUGACCAAUAUAACAGACUUGUGACAAAUUUUCAGAAAUUAGAGAUGAUGGAUGGUGAAGCAAAAGGAUCAAUAAAAAUUCGAACUUUGGAAGAACAUAAAGCAGAUGAGAAUCUAGGUAUGCCUGACUGACUAAAUUGUGACGGUCUCCUUACACUAAUCUCAUAUCGGGAACCGGGCCUGGCAGCAAUGUCACCAGAUUUAAUUUUUACCUGUAAAGUAUGUCUGACAUAUUUGCCAUAGAUUCUGGUAGAAGGGUUUUGACUGAUAUGGUAAAGGAGGAAAUUGUAUAUGGUAUAGUAAGUUAAUUUCCCUUGUAAGUGUUAUUAUAUAAUCAUUAAGAAAAUAGGCUUAAAUGGCUAACUCUUAACAGAAAAUCCAUGCUUUUUUCGUUA